AUGACGGAGAAGAAGGAGACGAAGAAGGAGACGGAAACGAAGAAGAAGAACCGGGACCACCGGUCGGCGUCGGGUGACCAGGGGCCCACGGACCGGGCCAGGCGCGGGGCCCGAGACGUGGCGUCUACGUUCCGACUGUUUGUCACGGCAGAGUUAGAGGCGCUCAUACUGGAUCACACCAAUCGGGAGGGUGUCCGCCGCCGCGGAGACGAGUGGCGGGAGAUGGACUCGGUGGACCUGCGCGCAUACAUGGGUCUGCUGAUUCUGGCGGACGUGUACAGGUCCAGAGGCGAGGCCGCCGCCAGCCUGUGGGACGCGGAUAGCGGUCGAGCUAUCUUCAGAGCCACCAUGUCCCUCAAAACGUUUUACACGUACUCCAGACUGAUACGCUUCGACGACCGCGGGUCCAGACCACCGCGGCGUACCGCGGACAAGCUGGCUGCGAUAUGAGAGGCGUGAGAGGCGUGGGAGGCAUGGGAGGCGUGGGAGGCGUGGGCCGCGCGGUUGCCGCUCAUGUACAACCCAGGGCCCGAGGUGACGGUGGACGAGCAACUGGUUCCGUUCAGAGGUCGGUGUCCGUUUCGACAAUACAUGCCCAGCAAGCCUGUGAAAUACGGGAUCAAGUCCUGGGUGGCGUGCGACGCUCGGUCCAGCUACGCGUGGAAGAUGCAGGUGUACACAGGCAAGCUGCAGGGGGGUCGCCCAGAGAAGAAUCAGGGGACGCGGGUGGUGCUCGACCUCACGCGAGGACUGAGCGGGCGCAACGUCACGUGCGACAACUUCUUCACCUCGUACGACCUAGGACAGAGGCUCCUGAGGCGAGGGAUCACCAUGGUGGGGACCGUUCGAAAGAACAAGCCCGAGCUCCCGCCCGCGCUGCUGGCGACCAGGGAGAGGGCUGUCCUAUCCUGCAGGUUCGCAUUCACGCGCACCACCUUGGCUGUAUCGUACCUACCCAAGAGGAGCAAGAACGUGGUGCUGCUGAGCACGCUGCACGCCAUGCCCGAGGUCAGCGAUCGACCGGACGGCAAGCCCUCCGUGAUCCUGUGUUACAACGCCAACAAAGGCGGCGUGGACAACCUGGAUAAGGUGAUCGGUACGUACAGCUGCCGGAGGAUGACCGCUCGCUGGCCCAUGGCCGUGUUCCACAACAUGCUCGACGUGUCCUCCUACAACGUGUUCGUGAUUUGGAGAGAGGUCAACCCCGACUGGAUGCCCGGCAAGCGGAACAGACGGAGAGUGUUCCUGGAGGAGCUGGGCAAGGCACUCGUCGCCCCGCUCAUGCAACGUCGGAAACGCGUGCCCUGCGUGGACGCGGCGGCCGCGCUCGUGAAAGCCGUUCGCGUUGUCGGCGGGACGCGACCCGGUGGCACGGACGGCGAUACGGAGAAGGAGGAGGAGGAGGAGGAGGAGGCCCCGGCGCGGCCCGAGCCCGAGCCCGAGCCCCCUGGGCCUGCUAAGAGGAAGAGGUGUCGGUCGUGUCCACCCAAGACGGAUUGUAAAACGUCCACGGUGUGCUGCCGGUGUAAGACGUAUGUGUGUAGACGCUGCGCUCUCACAUACUGUCCCGCAUGCGCAGCCUAA
Molecule: messenger RNA, 1584 nt
Organism: Epinephelus lanceolatus (giant grouper)
Lineage: Eukaryota; Metazoa; Chordata; Actinopteri; Perciformes; Serranidae
Source: RefSeq, a predicted model, not a curated record